UCAACAAUUUUUUCACCCCAAAUCUGUCUCAGGAACAUGGAGUCUCAGAAUGUAACGAGUGUCUCAGAAUUUCUCCUCCGGGGUCUCUCUGAGGAUCCAGCACUGCAGCCCCUCCUCUUUGGGCUGUUUCUCACCAUGUACCUGGUCACUCUAUUUGGGAAUCUACUCAUUAUGCUGGCUGUUGGCUCCGACUCCCGCCUCCACAACCCCAUGUACUUCUUCCUCUUCAACCUGUCCUUGGCUGACAUUGGUUUUACCUCCACCACAGUCCCCAAGAUGCUUGUCAACAUCCAGACACAGAGCAAAUCCAUCACCUAUGCUGGCUGCCUGACCCAGGUGUCCUUUUAUUCCUUUUUUGGAUGUAUGGACAGUCUUCUCUUGACUGUGAUGGCUUAUGAUAGGUUUGUGGCCAUCUGUCACCCCCUGCACUACACAGUCAUCAUGAGCCCCCGCCUCUGUGGCUUACUGGUUUUGAUGUCUAUUUUUUUCAGCUUUUUGAACUCCCAGAUGCACAUUGCAAUGGUGUCCCAACUUACCUUCUGCAUGAAUUUGGAAAUUUCUCAAUUCUUCUGUGAUCCUCCUCAAAUCCUCAAUAUUGCCUGCUUAGACACUUCCACCAGUACCAUAUUACUCUAUUGUAUUGGUGCCCUCUUUGGUGGUCUUCCAUUCUCAGGGAUCCUUUUUUCAUAUAUACGAAUUAUUUCCUCCAUUUUGAGAGUCCCAUCAUCAGACGGGAAGUAUAAAGCCUUUUCUACCUGUGGCUCUCACCUGUCAGUUGUUUGCUUAUUUUAUGGAACAGUUACUGGAGUUUACCUCAGUUCAGCUGUUUUAUCUUCUUCAAAGAAGGGGGCUAUGGCCACUGUGAUGUACACCGUGGUCACCCCCAUGCUGAACCCCUUCAUCUACAGCCUGAGGAACAGAGACAUAAAGAAAGCUCUGCAGAAGCUCCUUGGCAGAACAUCUUAA
Echinops telfairi (small Madagascar hedgehog) is the source of this 966-nucleotide messenger RNA. Its product is annotated as olfactory receptor 18-like. Gene Ontology annotation, cellular component: membrane. NCBI's taxonomy places the organism in Eukaryota, Metazoa, Chordata, Mammalia, Afrosoricida, Tenrecidae. Gene Ontology annotation, biological process: G protein-coupled receptor signaling pathway. The transcript has a single exon. Bases 37 to 966 code for a protein of 309 amino acids. The record is from RefSeq and is a predicted model, not a curated record. Gene Ontology annotation, molecular function: olfactory receptor activity; G protein-coupled receptor activity.